Leopardus geoffroyi (Geoffroy's cat) is the source of this 865-nucleotide messenger RNA. It is a transcript of the gene GCSAM, whose product is annotated as germinal center associated signaling and motility. The transcript is spliced from 6 exons. The record is from RefSeq and is a predicted model, not a curated record. Gene Ontology annotation, biological process: negative regulation of lymphocyte migration; regulation of B cell receptor signaling pathway. The coding region runs from base 134 to 610 and encodes 158 amino acids. Lineage: Eukaryota; Metazoa; Chordata; Mammalia; Carnivora; Felidae.
GAGGAACACUUCUCAUUUCAGCUCUCAGCUCUCUGCACUGGUGGCCGAGCUCCACAGCAGCCUGUAAGUCAGGGAGCUGCCCUCGCUAGAGCUGCAGAUUGGCUGAGGGGAAGUCACCAGGAGACCUGAGAAAAUGGGGAACUCUCUGCUGAGGAAAAACAGAUGCUGGGACUGCUACAUUGCUGAAGGUUGUCUCUGCCUUCCGUGGAAAAAAACACACGGUUUAGAGGCAAAGCCGGAUUCCGAUAAGGAGAAUACAGAAAUGUCAUCUGCUCCCAUCCAGCAGGAUAAUGCUGACCAGAGCUCCUUAGAAGAUCUCUCCUACACCCUCAUCAAUCACAGCGUCCUCGGAAGAAGGUCAUCAGGGAUCUCUGGGGCAUACUAUGAGAACAUUUCCCCCAACACCAAGAGACCCAGGGAGUUCUUGAGAAGAACCGAGACGUCGUAUGCACUUCUCCAUGUGCCUUCCUCCCCAAGGCAUUUGCCCUCCCCAGAAAAUGAAUAUGAACUUCUCACUCCUGCACUGACCAGACUCUGGAUGGAGCAGGAGUCCAUGCAGAGCCCACAUCUAAAAAAGACAAAACGUGAACCUCAUCCUCAGAAGACAUAAACACGUGUAAAGGAAAGCAAAUAUAUUUACUCAAACCCCACUGGUGUAUGCUGACCACUCGUUUCUCUGACUGCCCACAACCCUACAGUUUGUCUUUAUUUUUCAAACCGGGCUGUUUUUUUCCUGCUGUUUCCCACUUGGUCUGUGCAGAGUCUCAAUGCCUAACAAGACCAGCAGCUUCUUUUCUUGUAAUCGGUCUCUCUUGUAAUUGUUUGCAAAGCACAUUAAAAAAAAAAUCUACAGAACUAAGUUAAA